AUGACGAAGGAAUUCAAUGUGCCACCCGUCAUCUUCCCAUCCGGCGGCAAUCCGAUUGUCACUGGCGGAGCCAAUAUGCAGCAGCGGCGAGUCCCCACGGCGCCGUUCCCUCCUCGCACUUCCAACGCCGGAAUCCCUUUCAUGUCAUUCGAGAUCGGCUCCGCUCCCACCGCCUCCUACGGCAGCGGCGCCAUCGGUGGAGGCCCCGUUCCCUCCGCUGCUAAUUUCGAUGAAGAACCGCCUCUUCUCGACGAGCUCGGUAUCCAUCCUGACCAAAUCUUGCGGAAGACGAAAUCGAUACUGAAUCCUUUCCGGGUUAAUUCCGACGUUCACAUGGACUCCGAUCUAUCUGGCCCGAUGUUCUUGUACAUCUCGCUCUGCCUUUUUCAGUUGCUCGCCGGGAAGAUUCAAUUCGGGGUGAUUCUAGGGUGGAUUGUUGUGUCUUCGAUUUUCUUAUACGUUGUAUUCAACAUGCUCGCGGGGAGGAACGGGAAUUUGGAUCUGCACUCUUGCACGAGCGUGGUUGGCUAUUGUUUGCUUCCGGUGGUGAUGCUAUCAGCAAUUUCUCUUUUCUUGCCACAGGGCGGGGGUAUCAGGUUCGUAAUAUCUGGAGUUUUCGUGAUCUGGGCAACCAGGGCUUGCACCAAUCUCAUGGUGGCAGUGGCCAGAGGCGGAGAAGAACAUCGUGGGUUGAUUGCGUACGCUUGUUUCUUGAUUUACACUCUGUUUUCGUUGCUUGUGAUAUUUUAG
Molecule: messenger RNA, 750 nt
Organism: Linum tenue
Lineage: Eukaryota; Viridiplantae; Streptophyta; Magnoliopsida; Malpighiales; Linaceae
Source: the annotation of a GenBank genome assembly